This is a messenger RNA of Wasmannia auropunctata (little fire ant), 2646 nucleotides long. Its product is annotated as probable cytochrome P450 305a1. Bases 40 to 1584 code for a protein of 514 amino acids. Gene Ontology annotation, molecular function: oxidoreductase activity, acting on paired donors, with incorporation or reduction of molecular oxygen, reduced flavin or flavoprotein as one donor, and incorporation of one atom of oxygen; heme binding; iron ion binding. The record is from RefSeq and is a predicted model, not a curated record. Gene Ontology annotation, biological process: xenobiotic metabolic process. The transcript has 8 exons. NCBI's taxonomy places the organism in Eukaryota, Metazoa, Arthropoda, Insecta, Hymenoptera, Formicidae. Gene Ontology annotation, cellular component: intracellular membrane-bounded organelle; cytoplasm.
GCAGAAGUUACAAAGUAACGUAUCUCGAAACAUUCAAAGAUGCUGCUCCUGACAUUCUCUCUUCUCUGCAUCUUUAUUUGUUUCUACUGCAUCUACGAUUGCAUGAAGCCGAGAAAUUAUCCACCCGGACCAACGUGGAUACCGUUACUCGGAUGUUUGCUGAAGUUCUUACGGCUACGCUCGAAAUACGGAUACAUUUAUAUGGCUCUGCAAGAUCUGAAGCGUACGUAUGGGCCGAUAUUAGGAUUAAAGCUCGGAACUCAAAAGGUGGUGGUGAUUUCGACGUACGAUCUGGUGAAGAAUGCUCUUCUUCAAGAUGAAUUCAAUAACCGGCCGGACGGAUUUUUCUUCAGGGUACGAUCGUUCGGGAAAAGAAAGGCGACAUUUGUUAUUCAAGGCGUUCUAUUCACCGAGGGUACCACGUGGUCGCAGACUCGUAAAUUUACAAUGCGGCAUCUGCGAACGUUUGGCAUAGGUCAGUCCAUUAUGAAAGAACAAUUGACCCUGGAGGCUCGGAAUCUCGUUGAUCAUCUACAACUGAUAAGCGAGCGUGGCGCGGUGAUGAUGCACAGGGUCUUCGAUGUCGCGGUGCUCAACUCGCUGUGGUUCAUGAUCGCCGGGCACAGAUACGAGUACGAGGACCAAAAGCUGCAAGAAACGCUCGAAACGGUUCACGAUGCCUUUAGAUUAAUGGACAACCUGGGUGGAGUGAUUUCGCAAGUGCCUUUUUUACGUUUCGUGAUCCCGGAUUUGUUAGGCUACAAUGAACUAAUGAGGAUUCUCAACAAUCUGUGGCGCUUCCUCGACGAGGAGAUCAAGAUACACGAGAGAGAGUUAUCCGAUCAGCCACGUGAUUUGAUUGACGCGUUUCUUUUGGAGAUUCGUAAAAAUGAUAAAAAUGAAAAUACGAUUUUUGACCGUGAGAAUUUAUUGAUACUGUGUCUUGAUCUCUUCCUGGCCGGGUCGAAGACGACCACUGACACCUUAGCGACUACGUUUCUCUUCCUAUCGCUGAAUCCGAAAUGGUUGAGGAUACUUCAGACCGAGUUGGACGGUGUCGUUGGUAGGUCACGAGCUCCAACCGAGGAUGAUUUACCAUCCUUGCCACUAACGGAAGCUUUCUUGGCCGAGGUACAAAGAUAUUUAAUUUUGACUCCACUCGGCGUACCUCAUACAACCGCGAAGGACGUUUCUUUAAACGGCUAUCAAAUUCCCAAGGACACGAUUAUUCUGUUCGACUAUCAUAGUGUUCACAAUGACGAGGUUUACUGGGAAAAACCGAACGAGUUCCGACCGCAACGAUUUCUCGACGAGCAGGGUCGAUUCUGCCGGAAUAACUACAGCUUGCCUUUCGGUUUAGGCAAGAGACGCUGUCUGGGCGAGCAGCUGGCGCGCUCCACGUUGUUCCUGUUUUUCACCUACGUCGUGCAUUACUUCGACAUGGAGAUCUCGACCGAGCACGGCAAGCCGGACCUGAACGGCUACGACGGUUUCACCCUGUCGCCGAAACCAUAUCACCUCAAGCUCACGAGGAGAUCCAGCCGCGGGGACGAUCAUCGCCACGUGACCCGCGCGAGCACAUGACUACGGAGUACAUUUGGACUUCUGCGAAGGGGCACGAUUUCGUCGAACUCGUAAAACGUGCGCGUAAAAGCAAGACUUUCACGGCGUAGAACCAAUAAACGCCAUUCGCAAACGCCGCCGGGUUCGCGCCGUCCGCCACCAUGUACGGGAUCGGUUAACGGAAACACAGAUCUUUUUGUCAAACAGCGCGCUCGCGCUACGCGUAACACGUGACACACGUAACGCGCAUAACGUAUAACACAUUAUGCAUAAUACGAAGCAGGCCGAUUACAAGUGACCGCGUGCGGCGCAUUUAACUUGAACGCGAUAACACGUAAUCCAUCAUUUAGAGAUACGCGUAAGAUUUAAGACUUCAGAACGAAAGUAUUUCCUUGGGCGGGAGUUAUUAUGUUGUCUUCUUUGUCACGUUAUUUUUCAAAUCAAUAACUUAAAAGAGAUGUUUUUGAUCUUUUCGUUAAUUAAAGUAAAGAGAAUCACGUUUUAACAAACCAUUGUGUUUCGCUUAUUUCUUCUGCUUACGUCCUCUCGCUUACGCGAGCUCUCGAAUCGUGUAUACAGAAGUACGGCUUCUGAAAAGCAAACGUACUUUAUUCGCAACACGUGGCAUUACAGAAACGUUUCAUGACAAAUCUAACGACGCGCAAGAAUACGUGAUUUCGAUUACUUCUCCGCGCGGUUUGAAAUGCUAGACGCGAGUAUGAAAGGUAGAUGACAGCUUCAAUAAACGAACGUAAGUUAAUAGAAAUGUGCCGCGCGCAUUUCUAGCAAUUUGCUAGCUCUCACGCGAUCUAAUACGUGAAAGAUGCAUCGUGUGUUUCACUUGGAGUUAUGGAUGUAGGUACAUGUCGAUAUUUCUAUCUCAUUCGAACAUGGUCGGCUUGGCUUAUUGUCUUCUUUCAGCGUGUAGGAAGGCGGUAGCUUGAAAAAAAUGGGCUUGUAAUAAAAUUAUACUAAAAUGUUCUUGUGGUGAAAUAACAUAUAACAUAUUUAAUAUGUCAUCUACAAUAUUUAAAUCGCUAGUAGAAGCUUGUAUUUACAAUAAAGUGACAUUAUCUUGCUAAA